AUGGGUUGUGGUAUGAGCACUGAGGACAAGGAGGGGAAGGCGCGGAAUGAAGAAAUUGAGAACCAGCUCAAGCGCGACAAGAUGAUGCAACGAAAUGAGAUUAAGAUGUUGCUGCUCGGUGCCGGAGAGUCAGGAAAGUCUACCAUCCUCAAGCAGAUGAAGCUCAUCCACGAGGGCGGAUAUUCGCGCGAUGAGCGGGAGUCUUUCAAGGAGAUUAUCUACAGCAACACCGUUCAGUCUAUGCGUGUCAUUCUUGAGGCUAUGGAGUCACUCGAGCUACCUCUGGAAGACGCCCGCAACGAGUACCACGUCCAGACCAUCUUCAUGCAACCCGCCCAGAUCGAGGGUGACAGCAUUCCCCCAGAAGUUGGCAACGCCAUUGGUGCCUUGUGGCGCGAUACCGGUGUCCAGGAGUGCUUCAAGCGCUCUCGCGAGUACCAGCUGAACGACUCGGCCAAAUACUACUUUGAUGCCGUUGACCGUAUUGCCCAGCCCGAUUACCUUCCCACUGACCAAGAUGUUCUCCGCUCCCGUGUCAAGACCACCGGUAUCACCGAAACCACUUUCAUCAUUGGUGAUUUGACCUACCGCAUGUUUGACGUCGGUGGCCAGCGUUCCGAGCGUAAGAAGUGGAUUCACUGCUUCGAGAAUGUCACCACAAUCUUGUUCCUGGUCGCCAUUUCCGAGUACGACCAGCUGCUCUUCGAAGACGAGACCGUCAACCGUAUGCAGGAAGCCCUGACUUUGUUCGACUCCAUCUGUAACUCCAGGUGGUUCGUCAAGACCUCCAUCAUUCUGUUCCUCAACAAGAUCGAUCGCUUCAAGGAGAAGCUUCCCGUCAGCCCCAUGAAGAACUACUUCCCCGACUACGAAGGUGGUGCCGACUACGCCGCUGCCUGUGACUACAUUCUCAACCGCUUCGUUUCCCUAAACCAAGCCGAGCAAAAGCAGAUCUACACUCACUUCACUUGCGCCACUGAUACCACCCAGAUUCGUUUCGUCAUGGCCGCUGUCAAUGAUAUCAUCAUCCAAGAGAACCUCCGUCUCUGUGGUUUGAUCUAA
Molecule: messenger RNA, 1062 nt
Organism: Penicillium taxi
Lineage: Eukaryota; Fungi; Ascomycota; Eurotiomycetes; Eurotiales; Aspergillaceae
Gene: gpaA
Product: guanine nucleotide-binding protein subunit alpha gpaA
Exons: 4
Coding region: 1-1062 (353 amino acids)
Biological process (GO): G protein-coupled receptor signaling pathway
Cellular component (GO): heterotrimeric G-protein complex
Molecular function (GO): G-protein beta/gamma-subunit complex binding; G protein-coupled receptor binding; GTPase activity
Source: RefSeq, a predicted model, not a curated record